ACCUCAUCUUAAAGGGACAGCGCUGACAAACAUUGAUGAUGUCACUAGCAGCUGAUCUUCCGGCAAGCGAGUGCCCUGACUCCUGAUACACAGACGCGCAGGAUGGCAACAAUUCAGGACCUCCCAGAAGAUGUUCUCCUGGAGAUCCUGACCCUGGUGCCCAUCCAUGACCUCAUAUCUCACUGCAGAAUUGUCUGUUCCACCUGGAAGGAAGUCAUUGACUCACCGACCCUAUGGAAAACCAAGUGUCAGCGAAUGGGGUUCAUCCCCAAAGGCUACAAGCAGAACCCCAGCGACUGGAAGGUUUAUUGCUAUAUUUGCAGCAUGAAACGGAAUUUACUAAGAAACGCUUGUGCUUCAGAAGGUUUCAAGUUCUGGAAGAUUGAGGAGAAUAAGGGAGAUCGUUGGCAGAUCGAAGCUGUACCUGGAGCACAUGGGCAGGAAUUCCCGGAUGAAUCGGUUAAAAAGUACUUUGUCACUUCUUAUGGGAUCUGUUUAAAAUCCCAGCUGAUUGAUCUGAAGAAAAUGGGAUAUCACCCCAACUUUAUGGACGAGAUCCAGCCAGAUAUUUUAAUCGAGGACUGGUUCGCCCCGAGAAGGGACUGCGGCUCGAUGUAUCAAGUAUGCGUCCGGCUUCUUUCAAAACGGAAGAGAACGCUGAAGGAGUUCAAUCCGGAUCCGGUCAUCAUGGACCAGUGGAGCGACGCAAACUGGCAAAAGAUGACGUACACCUUCCGGAACUACGGGCCAGGUGUCAGGUAUAUUUAUUUUCAACACGGUGGUAAAGACACGCAGUUUUGGGCUGGAUGGUACGGAGUCAGACUGACCAACAGCAGCAUCGCUAUAGAACCGGAGGAUCUCUGCGCCUGAGACGAUGCCUUUCAAAUCAACAAA
Spea bombifrons (plains spadefoot toad) is the source of this 894-nucleotide messenger RNA. RefSeq names its product F-box only protein 6-like. Gene Ontology annotation, biological process: glycoprotein catabolic process; SCF-dependent proteasomal ubiquitin-dependent protein catabolic process. NCBI's taxonomy places the organism in Eukaryota, Metazoa, Chordata, Amphibia, Anura, Pelobatidae. The record is from RefSeq and is a predicted model, not a curated record. Gene Ontology annotation, molecular function: ubiquitin protein ligase activity; protein binding. Bases 103 to 870 code for a protein of 255 amino acids. The transcript is spliced from 6 exons. Gene Ontology annotation, cellular component: cytoplasm; SCF ubiquitin ligase complex.